GACACCAUCACACCAUAGCAUACCAAAAACACAUUCCCAUCCCAUCCCAUUGAGCUAUCGAGCUAUCGAGCCAUCCAAGCCAUCAUAAAAACAAAGGGAAACAAUAACAUAAUAAUAUAAUACCCAAUUCCCAAUUCCCAAUUCCCAAUUCCACAUCAGUGCACAUCCAUCCAUCCAUCCAUCCAUCCAUCCAUCUCCAUACAUUAAUUCUCAAAUACUAAAUCCCAAAUCCCAAUGAGAAUCACCUCACCUCCCUCAUUCAUCCAUCCAUCCAUCUACCCAUCUACCCAUCUAACCCACCUACCCACCCACCCAUCCAUCCAUCCAUCCACACACUCCACAAAACCAAGCAAGCAAGCAAGCAACAAAUCGACAAAUUGAAACCUUCCCCUCUACCCCUCUACCCCCUCCCCCACAAACAACAAAACAACUAAACAAAUCUAUCAAUUCCUCACCACCACCACCACACAUUACACAUUACACAUUACACACAUUACACACCACCUCCACACAAUACCACACCCCUCAAACACCUCCAUCCAUCAUGGCCACCCAAGCCAAAGCAUUUCGAGAACUAAUUGGUGUUCAACCAUCGACUGCUUCAGUGCAGGAUAGUGUUUUAAUCAUUAUUGAUGCGCAGAAUGAAUACGCCAACGGCCACCUUAAAGUCUCCCAAGUCUCCUCCUCCCGCAAAGCCAUCUCCACCCUCCUCGAAAAAUACCGCGCCGCCCAAGGAUCUCUCGCCCACAUCGUACACCAAGUUCCCGCCGGCGCGCCCGUCUUCACACCCGACACGGAACUGGCUCAAGAAUUCGAAGAGCUAACCCCCAAGAACGACGAGAAAGUCAUUGCGAAACAACAUCCGGGUUCCUUUACCGGAACAGAUUUGGAAGCGUAUAUUAAAGGGACGGGAAAAUCGAAGCUGGUGUUGACCGGAUACAUGGCGCAUGUGUGUGUGAGCACGACGGCGAGACAGGCGGCUGAGAAGGGAUAUGAUGUUUUGUUUGUGGAGGAUGCGAUUGGAGAUCGAGAUAUUCCCGGUGUGAAGGCCGAGGAGUUGGUCAAGACAGUUUUGGCCGAAUUGGCGGAUGCUUUUGGUACGGUGGUGAAGUCUAGUGAGAUCAAUUGAGAUUUUAUCCGUUGAUCUGAAUAGAUGGUAUUUUCA
Botrytis cinerea B05.10 is the source of this 1165-nucleotide messenger RNA. RefSeq lists its product as hypothetical. Bases 545 to 1129 code for a protein of 194 amino acids. NCBI's taxonomy places the organism in Eukaryota, Fungi, Ascomycota, Leotiomycetes, Helotiales, Sclerotiniaceae. The transcript has 2 exons. The record is from RefSeq and is a predicted model, not a curated record.